UGUCUCCCUGGACCAGUUGGAGUUUGGCAUCGAGACGGAUUAGACGUGCGGCUUUGAUUUCAUGGGAAUUCCGACGGAUGUGGUUAAUGUAGUAGCGGUUCAUGUAUAUGUGUGAGAGAGUGGAAUGGUGCAAGUGAUCCUUCUAGGAGUAGAAAAUAUAGUUAACGCUGUAUGAGGCCGGAGCAACUACACAAACACUGACAAAAUGAAUGAAUUGGAAGAGAUUGUAGAGCACCUGAGGAGAUUUUCCUGGCCGGAUUAUCUGGUGUUCAUAAUGAUGCUGCUGCUGUGUAUCUUGAUUGGCGUCUACUUUGGGUUCGUUCAGCGGAAACCAAGCACCGAGACCGAGUAUUUGAUGGGCGGCAGGACAAUGAUGGUGUUUCCUAUUGCUUUGUCGCUCAUAGCUAGUUUCAUAUCGGGUAUAACACUCUUAGGGCUACCCACCGAGGUGUAUUCCUUUGGAAUCCAGUAUGUGUACGUUGCGCUGGGAGUCAUCGGCAUGGGCCUCGUGAUGGGUUUCAUCUAUUUGCCCGUAUUCCAUCGACUUAACAUCACAUCAACAUAUGAGUAUCUUGAGACCCGCUUCGAUAGGCGUCUUCGUAUGUUCGGUUCAGUGAUGUUCACAAUCAUGAAUAUCGGCUAUCUACCGAUAGUGAUCUACGUUCCUGCACUAGCGUUCAAUCAAGUGACCGGCGUAAACAUCCAUGUGAUUACCCCUAUUGUUUGCAUUGUGUGCGUGUUUUACACCUGUGUGGGAGGCCUUAAAGCGGUGGUUUGGACCGAUGUCGUCCAGACGUUUUCCAUGUUUGGUGCACUGGUUCUGGUUGCCGUGAAAGGAACAAUAGAUUUGGGUGGUUCCAACGUUGUUUUCCGAAGUGCCUGGGACACCGGUCGUCUGGAGAGACCUAAUUUUGACAUCAAUCCAACCACGAGGCAUACCUUAUGGUCUCAAUUGAUUGGAGGCUUCGUGUAUUGGCUGCAGACAAAUGCGGUGAGUCAAAACAUGAUUCAGCGAUAUUUAUCAUUGCCAUCGGUGAAGGCUGGUAGGAGAGCUCUUUGGAUUUUUGUAUGCGGAGUUUGCGUCCUGAUGUCCCUGUGCAGCUAUUGCGGGCUGUUAAUCUACGCUACUUAUCAAAAGUGUGACCCCCUUACGACGAAGUUAGCGAAGGCGAAGGACCAGCUGCUACCUUUAUUCGUGAUGGACAUUUUGAGAGACUUGCCGGGACUUCCAGGGUUGUUCAUAGCGGGAGUAUUUAGUGCGGCGCUCAGUUCUCUAUCGACCUGUCUGAACUCUAUGUCAGCGGUUAUUCUCGAGGAUUUUGUGAAACCCUUCAUUAAGGAACCGUUGUCUCAGAGAGCAGUCAAUUGGAUCAUGCGUUCGGUGGUGGUUGGCGUUGGAGCACUCUGCGCGGCGUUGGUUUUUGUGGUAGAGAAAAUGGGAACCGUGUUGCAGUUAACUAUGAGUCUGGAAGCUAUUACGAACGGACCCCUGCUGGGAACAUUCACGUUGGGAAUCUUGAUCCCUUGGGUUAACGCAACGGGUGCCUUGACAGGCGGCAUCGUUGGAGUACUUUUCAUGUCUUGGCUUAGCCUUAAGGCUCAAUAUGCUGUCGCUACAGGAGCCAUCGUUUUUCCCCACAAACCGAUGUCAGUGGAAGAAUGCACUUAUGAGUUUGACCGUUCCUCGUUGAACGCCACUGUUACCAGCACUAUGACUGCAGAUGAAAUCUUCCCACUGUAUCGAAUAUCGUACAUGUGGUACACAUUCCUCGGAGCGUCGGUAACGAUACUGGUAUCGCUGGCGUACACCCUGGUGUUCGGUAGAAAUGAUCCGAAAACUGUCGCCCCGGAACUGUUGGCGGGCUUUGUGCAGCGAUACGUUCACCGGGAUGAUGAGAAGACAUCCGCCAAGAAACAUACGACCGAUGGACAGGUGGAAAUACUGAAUAACUUAGCGAGCGAUGGGGCAUUUAAGGAAUCCCAGCUGUAGCAUGCGAGAUUUCCAAGCAUUUGUGUUCCUAAUGUUGACAACCAGCGUUGUUGCAACAGAUGUGUAUGAUUAAGGUAAUUAGAUGAAUAUAAUUCCGGUAUUUGAUAGUUUA
Toxorhynchites rutilus septentrionalis is the source of this 2102-nucleotide messenger RNA. RefSeq names its product sodium-coupled monocarboxylate transporter 1 (gene bumpel). The transcript has 10 exons. The coding region runs from base 206 to 1990 and encodes 594 amino acids. Gene Ontology annotation, molecular function: symporter activity. Gene Ontology annotation, cellular component: membrane. Lineage: Eukaryota; Metazoa; Arthropoda; Insecta; Diptera; Culicidae. The record is from RefSeq and is a predicted model, not a curated record. Gene Ontology annotation, biological process: transmembrane transport; sodium ion transport.